UCCGGCGGCGUUCGGGCCUUUUCCCAGGCUGCCGCCGGGCCGGAAAGAAGGAACGGGCUGGAGGCGAGCGGCGGCGGAUGGAGGCGGCGGGGAGGCUCUGGGUCUGGAGGAACAGCAUGCCACGCGGCUCCUGGCUGGAAACGCUCCGUGCUUUUGCCCUGCGGACUCCAGGAAACCUUCUUUUUUGGUGAACUGAACCCUGCCCUCCUUUUUUCUUUGCUGCAUGCCCACUCACGAGUGCUGGAUUAUGUUUGUCUCCUUCUCCCUUUGCUCCAUAAUUUGGCUGAACCGCGGUUUCAAGCUGAGGAAAAGGGGCUGCACCUAAGCAAGCCGGGGCACUGGGACCAGGCUCCUGAGGUGCCGGUUUGUGCAGAGACGUUCAGACUGCUGAUGGGGGAGAGCUGCCCCUGAGGUCUCUCCUCUCCCACCCAAAGGACGCUGCCUCGCUGUUCAGAGCCGUCUCCUCAUGGCAGAGAGAAUGGGCAGCACUGACGGGUUCCAGUACCGUGCGCUCUAUCCUUACCGCAAGGAGCGCGAGGAGGACAUUGACCUGGUGCCUGGGGACAUCCUGGUGGUGAGCAAGGGAGCCCUGCAAGCCUUGGGCUUCAAAGAUGGGGACGAGCAGAACCCCAACCAGAUCGGGUGGAUCCUGGGUGUCAAUGAGAGAACCAAGCAGAAGGGUGACUUCCCCGGCACGUACGUGGAGUACGUGGGGCCCGUGAAGAUCUCCGUCCCUUCACACCGGCCCCGAGUGCAGAGACCCCUGCCUGCAACACCAGGAGCCAGUGGCUGCCGACUGCAGGAGGCUCUUGAGCAAGGGUCUCCUCUCCCCGACCUGCAGGAGCAGUUCAGCCCUCCAGAGGUUGCACCUCCACUGCUGGUGAAGCUGGUGGAAGCCAUUGAGAAGAAAGGCUGGCUGCAGAACGGUGCGUGCGCUGGGACUCACAGCAGCGUCCUCCCUUCUGCAGGGUUAGACAGCGAGAUGUUGUACAGGACAUCUGGCUCCGAACUGAGGCAAGCUCUAAGAACCGAUUGGAGCCUGGGUGACCUGGAGCCCUUUGAUGUGCACUCCCUGGGCGAAGCGCUGCGAGGCUACCUGCAGGACCUGCCCUCCCCUGUGGUGCCAGUGUCUGUGCAUGGAGACAUCCUUCGCAUCCUGCAGGAGAUCCCCCAGCCAGAGAAUUGCCGGAAACAGCUGCUGCUGGCCUUGGAGUCGCCUGCGAUCCCACUCCAGAACACGCUCACCCUACAGUUCCUGCUCCGGCAUCUGGGGAAGGUAUCGCAGCAGGCCGAGAGCAACAGCCUCCACCCUCAGGCCCUGGGAGAGAUCUUUGGCCCCCUUCUCCUCCGGCUGCCCGGCGCCAGCCCGGAGCUGAGUCCUGACUUCUCUGUGCUUUUUCUGGAGAUGCUUCUGCAGACGAAGGAGUUGGAGCCAGAACAGUUGCCUCCAGCAUUGCCUCCAAAACCACCGAAGCCAAAGCCCAGUGCAGCCAGCCUGGCCAAUGGGAACAGUGUGCCCUUGCAGGACGCCGAGUGGUACUGGGGUGACAUCUCCCGGGAGGAAGUGAAUGAGAAGCUGCGGGACACACCAGAUGGUACCUUCCUGGUGCGUGAUGCCUCCAGCAAGAUCCAGGGGGAGUACACACUCACACUCAGGAAAGGAGGCAAUAACAAGCUGAUCAAGAUCUUUCACCGAGAAGGGAAGUAUGGCUUCUCAGAGCCCCUGACUUUUGGCUCAGUGGUGGAGCUCAUCACACAUUACAGGCAUGAGUCGCUUGCCCAGUACAACGCCAAGCUGGACACCAGGCUGCUCUACCCCAUCUCCAAGUACCAGCAGGACCAAGUGGUAAAGGAGGACAGUGUGGAAGCUGUAGGGGAACAGCUGAAGGUCUAUCACCAGCAAUACCAGGACAAGAGCUGGGAGUAUGAUCUGCUGUAUGAGGAGUACACCCGCACUUCACAGGAGCUGCAGAUGAAGAGGACGGCAAUUGAAGCCUUUAAUGAAACGAUCAAGAUCUUUGAGGAGCAGUGUCAGACACAGGAGAAAUGCAGCAAGGAGUACAUCGAGCGCUUCCGACGAGAGGGCAACGAGAAGGAGGUGCAGCGGAUCCUCAUGAACUCAGAGAAGCUCAAGUCUCGCAUCACGGAAAUCCACGACAGCAAGAUGAAGCUAGAGCAGGACCUGAAGAAACAGGCCUCGGAAAACCGGGAGAUCGACAAGCGCAUGAACAGCCUCAAGCCAGACCUCAUGCAGCUGCGCAAACUGCGGGACCAGUAUUUGGUGUGGCUGACGCAGAAGGGUGCCCGGCAGAAGAAAAUCAACGAGUGGCUGGGUAUCAAGAACGAGACAGAGGAUCAGUACUCCAUGAUGGAUGACGAGGAGGAACUGCCCCACCACGAGGAGCGGACGUGGUACGUGGGGAAGAUCAAUCGCUUGCAGGCAGAGGAGAUGCUGUGUGGCAAACGGGACGGCACCUUCCUGAUCCGUGAGAGCAGCCAGAAGGGGUGCUAUGCCUGCUCCGUGGUGGUGGAUGGUGACACCAAGCACUGCGUGAUCUACAAGACAGCGACUGGCUAUGGGUUUGCAGAGCCCUACAACCUGUACGCCUCCCUCAAGGACCUGGUCUUGCACUACAAGCACACGUCCCUGGUGCAGCACAAUGACUCCCUGAAUGUCACGCUGGCUCACCCGGUCCUUUCCCAGCCACCAGCCAGAUGAACAGACCAUGCACAACACAACAGCUGCCUUCAGCUUCUCCCCAGAGCGCUGCUUUCUGGCUCUGGACUCUUGCACCCUGUAUAGUUGAGUCUCUGUGCUCCUGCCCCUCCAGAGCAUCUGAGAUGUCUGUGACCGUUCCUGGUGUCCCUUUUGGUCAGUAGCUGAAACCCGUGUUGGCUGAUGGGACAAAAAGGCUGGAAUGUUGACUCGCAGCGGCCUCCAGCCCUAAAGAGGUGGGAUCUGGUUGUGAUUGAUUUGCUGUGGAUGAGCGCAGCUUCCUCCCCUUCCCCAACAAACAGGUCAGAUCCCCUUCUUGCUGGCAGGUUGCCCCGCUAUGCAUCACCGUAGAGCUAGAUCCCAAUUCCUCUGCACUGUGGUGUCAUUCCCUGCCCAGCUGAGCAGCACUGGCACAUUCUGAGCGAGGGGCUCCUUGCCAGAUCCUGGAGGAGAAGGAGGAGGAGGAGGAGGACGACGAGCCUCCGCUGAGCAUGCGUCCUCCACUCUCACUUCCCUCUUCCCUCAGUGACUUUGCAGGCGGGGGUGGGAGCUGCUGUCUGGUACGAGGGGUGCUGCUCUUCCAUGCAGAGACUCAUUUCAAAAAGAAGGUGGUGUCCUCCAUGGGGCAGCGGGGGUGCUGGGAGGAGGGAUUCUUGGCUGAGGUCUCCGCUCCAUCCUGUGCCCCAUCUCGCUGUCUUGUUCCCUGGUGUCAGAGCCACCUCUGUAGUGUCGCUGUCUGGGGAGGGAGGAUGUGGUUUGUGACGAAUCUCUCACCUUAGUUGUGCCAACUAAGCUGUGAAAUCCGUGUUGGUACCCGUGUUUUUCCCGGCAGAAUCCGUGGGACGCACAGCUCUUUGUUUCUGGUUGUCUUUGGUGAAUCUCUGCGAGUGUAACCCGUUGAAGCUAACUGUAGCUCUGUAAAUAUGGUUCUUUUUGUAAUUGGCUGCUUACCUCAUCCUGCUGAACUCCCACUGCGACAUGCAAGGCGUGGGCAGCGGCUGGGCGGGCUGCUGAGCUCGGGGCAGGAGGGGUGGGAGGCUGACGCACACUACGAGCCCUGCACAAAAUGAAGGACCUCUGCUGCAGGAGGGUGGCAUUUCCGCUGGGCCUGGGGCCUGAGCACGUAGGGAUGUAUAUGCAUGAUAGCCAACUACGUAUGCAAAGCACUUAUGUUCACGAGUACUGUAUGGGGAUGGCUGUAGAGCUGCCCAUUGCGGCUGGCUGGCACAGGCAGUGCUUGGGGCAUCUCUUUGGAAAAGGCUGAGUUCAGAGGGCUCCAGGGCAGCGGAGGAGGUGUGGGGUGGGCCCUGCAGGAGCUUUAACAGCCGGACCUGGGCUCUGAGUUGAGGCUGUGGUGGCUUUUGCUUUACUGCAUCAUCCUGAGUGCCCGGCUUGAAGAAAGCAUCGAUCGUCCUCUUGAUUUGCCUGAGAGGCUCUUUCCCUUACAGAGGCCACGUCCUCAGGACAGGCUGGUGGAUGCUGUAGGCUUUGCUGCUUCUGCUUUGUGUUAUGAUGGGCUGUGCUGGGACCUCAGUGCUGCAGUGCUGUGUGUGCUCUGCCCACGUCCCGUCCUCCAUGCGCUGUCUGCAGUGGGGCAUGCAGCAUUUCAUGCUCCCAGUUCCCACGAUCAGCUCUGCUGCUCGCAUUGAUCCAGGCCGCUCCCCGGAUCCUUUUUGGAUCUGGGAUUGCUGAUACAAAUGUUACGUUCCUGUCGCUUGUGGCAGCUCUCCUUCCCCCAGCUGUACAGACCCCAUUCCUUGCUCUUUGCGCCCUCCAUGGGCCCUGGGCUGUGUGCUGGGGCUCCCCUGCUCUGUCAGUGUUUGGUGCUAUCACUCGGGAGGAUCGCAUGGCGAUCAGUGAUAAUUAAUAAUUAACAAUUAAGGGAAGAGUUUGGGCUGGGACACGAGAGCUCAGAUGGACAGUAGGGCUGGCAGCCCCAGUGCUCAGUGUGUAAUAAUUAUUGGAGGUGAUUUAUUGAGAGUCACUCACGCUCCAUCUGCAAGGAAAAAAACAAUAUAAAAAUGUCCUGAGAGGAGGAAUUUUAGGGAGAAUACCAUUGCAGGCCCAACCUGAAGCAGGAGGAUGGCACUGCUGUCUUCUGGGACCAGGCGGUGGCUGAGUCUCCCUCCCCCCAUAGGGACACCCACUGGGGACAUUCAGACACUCGGUUGUACUGUGGGAAACUUAGAAAUCUCUGUAGAGUUAUUCCAUGAGUGAACGUGUCUGUGGCCAGCUCAGUUACUCAUAUUCUUGCUUCUGGUGUGUGCUCUGCAGUGCAUUUAUCGCCGGCAGUCCAAACAGAUCCGCAACCUGUUGCCUCAGUAAACAGCACAAAGUGCAGGUUGGUUUGGUGAUGGCCUCGCUGAGCACAGCCAGACUCCCUCUGGGGGCUGUUAGCUCAGCUGGAGGGCUGUGUGUGCAUCCGUCACUGAGAGUUCGAAUCGGGCAUCGCUCAGAAUCAAAGCCCAGCUGCCCCCAACCCCUCCGAUAGCAAACCAAGCUGGAACACCAGGAGGUUUAUUUUCUGCUAAACUUCUUCACCCUUUACAAGAGACACAGAGCCCUCAUAGGGGCUGUGACACCCCAGAGCUUUGUGCCUGUGCUGGGGGGGUGGGCUGCAGGGAAGCUCCUCCAGCCCCUCGCCCACAUUGUCCCCCCCCCAGCACCGCCUGCUCUUUUUCAGCCGCUCCCAGCGCUUUGCUUGGCCUGGGCUUUGCUGCCCAGGGAAAUUGCAGCUUCCCGUGACGGCAUUUUUUACCCUCCCAGCUGUAUUUCUGAUUCUCCUCUCGCUGUCCCUCCCUGCUGCACAGCCACAGCCUCUGUGUGAGCUCGGCAGCAGUCGCGGUGGCCCCGCUGCAUCUUCCAGCCCUGACACGCAUCACCGCGGCUGGGGACGCGGGGUUGGCCCCCUGGGGCUCUGCUUGCAGUACUGUGUGUGGUGAGGAGGACCGGGCCCUUCCCAGGGCUGCCAUUCCUCCAGGCCAUGCUUUACGUGGCUCUCAGAAACGCUCCUUUUCCCUUCUUUCCCCUUCAGGUGGAAGACCAAACCCUGAGCUUUGCGCAGCGCAGCUCCCCUGGAAUAAGCUAGUUGUGAUUUGUCUAUGAUGCUUUUGCUCGUGCUGUCUGGGUAGUGACGUGUUUCGAGGCCCUGGGCUGUGCUUUGCUGCUUGUGACCCGCAUGUCCCCCACCGCCCCACGUGCCCACGUCCCACGGGCACAACGCGGCCGUUCCGCUCCCAGGGCGCAGCGCAGCCCUGCGGGGGGAGAGCCCAGGGAUGUGCCCGGCUCUGCUCGCUUCGCGUCGGGUCACGUUGCUCUGUUCCCAGCUCAGGACGCUCUGAGCCCCCCAGUAUCACCCCCCCAAUAUCACCCCCAACGGCGCUCGCAUCGCAGGGGGGUGAUGGGGGUGGCAGAGGUGCCCCGACCGCUUUGUGCUCAGAGAGGACGUGGCGGCUGUGUGAGCGCUACCGAGAUGUUAGUCCUUAGGUAUAUGCAAUAAUCCAUACUUAACUCGCCACUUCAGCUGUUUGUUACCAGCAGUAGUUCUCUAUGCUCUUUCUGUUGAUGUUUACUAAUGUAAACCCAGUAUUUGUUACUGUAAGAGAGUUUUUUGUACGGUACUUCAAAAAAAAAAAAAAAAAAAAACGGAAAAAAAAAACCCACAAAUAAAACAGACUUAAUGAGAUGA
This is a messenger RNA of Phasianus colchicus (ring-necked pheasant), 6404 nucleotides long. It is a transcript of the gene PIK3R2, whose product is annotated as phosphoinositide-3-kinase regulatory subunit 2. Lineage: Eukaryota; Metazoa; Chordata; Aves; Galliformes; Phasianidae. Gene Ontology annotation, biological process: phosphatidylinositol phosphate biosynthetic process; insulin receptor signaling pathway. Gene Ontology annotation, molecular function: protein binding; 1-phosphatidylinositol-3-kinase regulator activity. Gene Ontology annotation, cellular component: phosphatidylinositol 3-kinase complex. The record is from RefSeq and is a predicted model, not a curated record.